AUGGCAAUCGGCUAUAUAUAUGCAUUGAGGUCUUUAAAUUAUUCGAUACCUAACGUUUCACCAUAUGCCAUAUCAAGUCUUUCGCAAAACAAAUCAUCUUUUCCUGAAUUUAUGACUGUAACGAAAGAUGAAAGAUUUAACACAGGCGUCAUCUUAAAUCUUGCAGGAGUUUUCGGCUGGAAACAUUUUAUUAUCAUCUACGACGAAGAUAAUUUAGGGACUUAUAAUUAUUUUGUGGAAAAAAUCGCAAAAAAUAAUAUGAAAAUUGCAAAUAGUCCUGAUCUUCGAACUAUGGACAUGUUUUACACUAAAGAUGAGUAUCCUAAAUGAAAAAACUGAUUUGCUAACUCCCCAUAAAAUGUCGUAAAAUUAGCUCCCUUUAAAUUUAGAUUAAUCUUUAUUUUUCAAUUGAAUAUAUUAAAAUUCUAAAUUCUAUUUAAUACCUUUGCUAGAUUGACGGAGAGAGUUCAAAUAGAAAUCUACUAAACAGUUAGCAUGCUAAUAUGAUAAUAUUUUGAGCCAAUUCUUCAUAAAAAUAGAUUAAAAUUCAAAAAAUUGCAUUAAAAUUUGAAUAUUAUAAUUAAUUGUUGCUUUCAGACAAAAAUAAACUCUUUUUAAAACUAGAACGGUUUUUUGUUCCAAGCUAAAAGCGGGUAGUAAAAUAAUUAGCUUAAAAGUGAGACUUUUUGUUAUCUUUUUAACUCCUCCCUUUUGGUUUUAUAUAGUUGAAAGUUUUUAUGACGCAGGAUUAAGGAGGGGCGACGCUUUAUUUUUAUCUAAUGCAAGGCUCGCUUAUUCUAUUGUGUGGGAAACUGAUUUAGUUCAACAAAGAAAAAUUAUUGAGCUGCUGUAUGGUACAGUUAUAACUGCCCAAGGCGAAUGGAUUGGUGAGUAUGGACAAAAAAUAAAAAACGGGUUUAUAAAAGAAUAUGGAAAUGAGACAGAUUUUCGCUGCUUAGCAUUUGAUGCGACAAUUCUGCUUCUAAAUGGAAUAGAGUUUACUAUAAAGCAAGGCCAAAACGUGAAUGAUCACCAAGUAAUGAAUGAAAAUCUUAGAAAACAAAAAUUUUUAGGAUGCUCUGGGUCAAUAUCGAUUGAGCCGGAGGGCAAUCAGAGAAGCAUACCUACAAUUGUGAUUUUUAACUUAAAAUGAAAUGAAAAAGAGCAAUUCAUGUAUGAAGAACUUGUAGGACAAUAUGAUGCUAGUAGUUCUCAAUUGAUUACUUUUUAUUCUGAAAUUAUAUGGUAUGAUAACACUACAAUUGCACCAAGUGACUUAGUAACAUAUGAAAAUGAUUGCCCAUUUCCUGCUCGGAAUAUUUCUCAUUCUGAAAGAGGUGCUGGAAUUUUAUAUGCAAUUACUAUCUCAUUUAUUUUUAUUACAAUUAUUGAAUCUUUUUAUUUAUGGAAAAUAUUCUGAAAAGAUAUAGUGAUAGAAAAAUUAACAACACCUAUCCAUUCCCAUUUCGAAGAUUAUAUUGUAAUGGGGAUUAUAGUUAUAGAUUUGUUUCAAUUUAUUUCUCAAGGGCCAGAUAUAAGUGGAUUAUUUCCUUGGCUUUCCUGGUUAAGUAAUUAUUCACUACCCAAUUUCAUAAUUUUUAAGUAACUUGCUUUAAUGUUUUAAUAUAAUUUUUCUUCCAAUUUUAAGAGGAAUCAGUAAUUCAUUUUGACUCUAAUGUUUCAGGUGAUGCUUAUUGAGACUACUUAUAUUUAGCAUUGAUUAUUUCUUGCUACUGUGUUGCUUCAGCAUUUUUAUUAGCUUUCAAAACAUUUAAGAUACUGAAUUAUGCAAGAGAUCUUUCAAUGAUUAUGCUGCCAAUAAUAGGAAAUAUGAUGUUUGUACCUAUGAUUUCAAUAAUAUUAAGUAUUUUUGAAUGUGACAAAGGAAUUGGUCCAAACGUUUCUGAUUCUUUUAUUAAGCAUGACUGUGCAACUUAUUGCUGGGGCGAUAAAUAUCUUAUAUGAGGAGUUUUCUCAAUAAUUUCCUUAAUUGCUUAUAUUCCUCUUUCUCUUUAUUUUAGAAUUUAUUAUGAGAAUACCAAUGAUUACAUUAAUAUAAAAGCAAAACCUCUUUUUACCAUAGAAAAAACGAUUAUCCAGCUUCUCAUUGUUGUGUUAACUAAAACUUCAAAACCCUAUGAUGAGUCUUUGCAUGGCCUUUUCUGCAUCAUCAUUUUGGUAUUAAUACUGUUUUUAUGCUUUAAGCAAAGCCCUUACAAUUAUCACCGAGUCAAUCUUUGGUUGACUAUCUCAUAUAUAGCUAUUUUAUGGAAUUAUAUUUUGUCAUCUCUUUAUUGAUUAGCACGUUUUGACUCUCCAAUCUUAUGGCUUAUGCUUCAAUUCUUAGUGUGGUGUAUCUUAGUAGCAGUUGGUAUUACCAUUCAGUGCAAGUUUUUUCCAAGCUUAUUAAUUGCUGAUAAAGUCGUCGAUAUCACCAUGUUUUUCAAAUUUUCAAUGGGAAAUCAAAUUAGCGCUAUGGAACUAGCAAAGCUUAAAGGAAAAAUUAUAGAAAACAAAGACAAAGUUCCGAAUUUUGGGAAUCUAUCAAAUUCAUCUCAAGAUCAUAUUUUUAAUAAUAACUAUUAA
Messenger RNA from Blepharisma stoltei, 2586 nucleotides. The record is from the annotation of a GenBank genome assembly. Lineage: Eukaryota; Ciliophora; Heterotrichea; Heterotrichida; Blepharismidae.